This is a messenger RNA of Polypterus senegalus (gray bichir), 1294 nucleotides long. RefSeq names its product T-cell receptor-associated transmembrane adapter 1. Gene Ontology annotation, biological process: negative regulation of receptor recycling; positive regulation of T cell receptor signaling pathway. NCBI's taxonomy places the organism in Eukaryota, Metazoa, Chordata, Cladistia, Polypteriformes, Polypteridae. The record is from RefSeq and is a predicted model, not a curated record. The transcript is spliced from 8 exons. Bases 536 to 1114 code for a protein of 192 amino acids. Gene Ontology annotation, cellular component: T cell receptor complex.
AGUAGCUGGAAUAGAACUUUGCAGACAAUAAGAACCUGGUGAAAACCUUUUCAAUGGUGUGGAUUCUAAGUUGCUGCUGAUAACGAAUAGUACAGAGAAAUUCUUUCUGGGUUGUGGCAGCCAGCAUAUCAUAUUUCAGCUAUUUUGAAAUUCUUUGUAAAACUGGACAUGCAUAACAGAAUAGAAUGUAAUUACUUGUAUAGUGUAACACCUCAUAGCAGAAAACGUAUUUCAUAAAGUCAAUUGAUGCACUGCUAGAUCAUCAUACAGCAGCUGUAAAGAAAAUUUCAUUUUCAACAGUUUAAGGUUCUUCUCAUGCAAGUAAUGCAUUUAAGCAGAGACCUUUUGACAGCGUAGGAGAGGAAAAUAAAAUUCCAGUUUGCAAACAACUACACAGAAAAAAUUUUGGUCCCUAUGAUCAUUAGUAAUAGACCAGCCAACAUCCAUCCAACCUAGGGCAGCUGGCCAAGAAUCAUCUACCUGGUCAUCAGAGACAUCAGUUUAACAUGGGUGAGCACACAUUGUCAAAUGUUGUAUGGCACUUGCAGUAAUUCUCACUCUUGCUGUCAUAUCCCUUGUGAUAUCAAUUGGAAUAAACAUUCUUCUUUACAUAACAUUACGGAAAGAAAGACAAAAAGUCGAUUAUGAAGAUUAUCAUAUGAGAGCAAAUGUGGAAUAUUCAAAUCCAGAGGAAUGUGGUGUUCCAAGGUUUCCUCCCAUACAAUAUAAUGAUGAGAAUCCUAUUUAUGGAAAUAUAAAUCCAGACACUGCUGAAAGUGAUGAAGUAUGUUAUGAACUCAUGAACAAACCACACAGAGCCGAAGACAAACCAAAGGCAGAUGCAGAGCAUUUUAUGUGUUAUGCCUCACUUGAUCACUCAGCAGAAAAAAAACGGAAAAAGAAAGGAGGGAGAAAACAAACUUCUGAUGAGUUUCUAGAUAUAGAUAUGGAACAGAAGAUGCCAUCAAGAACCAAUAGCACUCUGGCUUCCAGGAACAGCAUCUACCUCAACAGCCAGCAGUUAAAAGAUUCCAAUGGAGAUGAAGCAAUUCAUGAGGAUCCUGCAAUACUUCUAAGCAAGAUUAAUGCAAGUCGUUUUUCUGAGAGUAGUUAAUCUUUUUAACUUCUUUAAUUUAUUCAUUUUUUAAUGUAAAACUCAAUAACAAAGUUUACUGCAUCACUGCACAACCAGCUCUGGUUCUGAUAACAGGUCCUCAGAAACCAACAACAACAUUUAUUUAUAUAGCACAUUUUCAUACAAAAAAUGUAGCACAAAGUGCUUUACAUUAUGAAG